This is a messenger RNA of Caenorhabditis remanei, 1110 nucleotides long. RefSeq lists its product as uncharacterized. The coding region runs from base 1 to 1110 and encodes 369 amino acids. The record is from RefSeq and is a predicted model, not a curated record. The transcript is spliced from 8 exons. Lineage: Eukaryota; Metazoa; Nematoda; Chromadorea; Rhabditida; Rhabditidae.
AUGAUAAGUUUCAUUAUUGUCUUACUUCUGCCCUCAGUUGUUCAAAGUUGUUUAAAAGUGAGAACAGUGGAGCCACCAAAAUGUGAAUGUUUAUACUAUGCUCUUGAUAAAAACGAUUUCUACGAUACGAUUGACAGCCACCCGUUCAGUAAUCUAACAUUUUAUGGGUCUGAUAAAUUUGCUAAGCCAAUCGUUAAAACCGAUGAAUGCUACGUGUCCCUUUAUUGUGAAGGAGAUUUCAGUCUAGUAGUUCUUGAUACACAGAAAACUACUAUUUUUGGUGCGUAUUCUGCAGAUGGUAUGUGCGAUCCUUUAGUUCAAAAAUGGCUCGUAGACGAUGAAACUGGAUUCGGGUACUAUGACAGACUUUACGGGACCUGUGUAGAUUUUACCAAUGGUGGACAUUUACCAUCUACUAAAAACCCGAAAACAUGUGGUUGUGUGUACAAAUCACUCGAUAGCGAUAAUGUCAAGGAAUAUGCUUCUCACUUCGACAUUUAUCCGACGCUUCUAUCUAAAUAUAGACUGGAACCGGCUUUAUUGAGUGGUACAGAUGAAAAUGGGUGUGCAACUUACUGGCAUUGCAGCUCUAACAAUCUCAAGAAAAUUGUUGUUGAACAGUCAAGAGCUUAUGAGACUACUGGACCGGAAGUUGUUACUUGCUAUUAUUUCGAGAAUAAAAACUCGUAUGAAUGGUCCAUAAUUCCUGGAGAUAAUAAAGAUGCAAUGAGUACUUUCAUAUACGUGACUUGCAUUGACUAUGCUGUUCCUAUGCCUACCUUACUUCCACCAAGUACUCCAACCUGCUCCUGCAAAACUGAUUUGUUAUUAGACCGCAGUAUAAUGUAUCCUGCUUCUCUAGUUACAAAUUGGAACAUCCAAGCAGAAAUCAGUGAAGACAGAUGCAAAUGGAAAAUAUCUUGCAAAGAAAAUGAUGAUGUCAUCUUCACAUAUGAUGACGAUUCAUCUGUGAAAGUCUCUGUGAAGAGCCAGUUGCUAUCUGCUCAAUGUGACUUGGCAAGUAAAAAAUGGAUUGUCAGAGCGACUGUCACAAAUGAUACUUUGGCGUACGUCGUGGAUACUUUGAAUUAUGCAUGUGCUCGUAAAUAG